AUGCACCUUGACUCAGCAACGAUAGGUGGACUUUGGGACGAGGUCUCUGAGGCUGUUUCCCCUCAAGAGGAAGGGAAGGAUGGGUUCUCGGCUCUCAGUAGUGUCAAUGCACUAAAGGCUGCCUUUAGGUGGCUUCGUAGCAGUGUGGAGUUGUCCCACCAUGGGCUGGUCCCAAGCAGGCGACUGGCUGGCAAUGACCUUUCCUUUAUCCAUCCAAAGGCCUUGUCUGGGUUGAAAGAACUCAAAGUUCUAACCCUACAGAACAAUCAGCUGAAGACUGUACCUAAUGAGGCCAUCAGAGGAUUAAGCGGUUUACAGUCCCUGCGCUUAGAUGCUAACCACAUUACUGCCAUACCAGAAGACAGUUUUGAGGGUCUGGUGCAGUUGCGUCACCUUUGGUUGGAUGACAACAGUUUGACAGAAGUUCCCAUCUACCCGCUCAGCAAUCUCCCCUCUCUGCAGGCGUUGACGCUGGCUCUCAACAAAAUAACACACAUUCCUGACUAUGCAUUUACAAACCUUUCAAGUCUUGUUGUUCUACAUCUUCAUAAUAAUAAAAUAAAAACUAUAGGAAAACACUGUUUUGAUGGACUAGACAACCUUGAAACCUUGGAUUUAAAUUAUAAUAACAUGGUAGAGUUCCCUGAAGCCAUAAAAGCACUCCCAAAUCUAAAGGAAUUGGGAUUUCACAGUAACUACAUUUCCAUAAUUCCUGAUGGUGCAUUUGCAGGAAACCCCCUUCUAAGAACGAUACAUUUGUAUGAUAAUCCUUUGUCUUUUGUGGGGAACUCAGCAUUUCAGAAUCUGUCAGAUCUGCAUUCUCUGGUUAUUCGGGGUGCCAGCAUGGUGCAGUGGUUUCCUAAUUUGACAGGAACAGUUAAUCUGGAGAGUUUAACUCUAACAGGGACCAAGAUAAACAGUAUUCCGGUUAAUUUAUGCCAAGAGCAAAAGGUGCUACGAACUCUGGACUUGUCUUAUAACAAUAUAAAGGACCUCCCAAGUUUUAAGGGCUGCCACUCUUUGGAAGAAGUUUCCUUACAGCAUAAUCAAAUCCAUGAAAUCACAGAGGGUACCUUUCAAGGACUGUCCUCCCUUCGUAUCCUCGACCUCAGUAGAAAUCGGAUCCAUCAGAUCCACAAGGAAGCUUUCACCACUGUUGGAGCUCUCGUUAACCUGGACCUAAGUUUCAACGAACUCACUUCAGUUCCAACCGAAGGAUUGAGUGGACUGAACCAGCUUAAACUUGCAGGCAAUUCUGAGUUGAAAGAAGCUUUGGCAGCCAAGAACUUCGCAAAGCUCCGGUCACUCUCUGUACCGUACGCUUACCAGUGCUGUGCGUUUUGGGGUUGUGAUUCUUAUUUAAACUCUAAUGCUGAAGGAUCCAGUCACCAAGAUCAAGGUGCCUUGAUGGAUCAUGAGAAGGGUAAGUCUGAUGCAAAUACUCUAAGAAAUGAGGAAAAUGAGGAACUGGGGCAGACUAUUAUUCACUGUACACCAGCAACAGGUGCUUUUAAGCCUUGUGAAUAUUUAUUGGGCAGCUGGAUGAUUCGACUUACUGUCUGGUUUAUUUUUUUGGUUGCUUUGUUCUUCAACCUGCUUGUCAUGUUAACAAUAUUUGCAUCCUGUACUCCAUUGCCGUCUUCCAAACUGUUUAUAGGCCUGAUUUCUGUCUCUAACUUAUUUAUGGGAGUCUAUACUGGUAUUUUAACUUUCUUGGAUGCUGUCUCAUGGGGAAGAUUUGCUGAAUAUGGCAUAUGGUGGGAGACUGGCAGUGGUUGCAGAGCUGCUGGGUUUCUUGCAGUCUUUUCGUCAGAAAGUGCCAUUUUUUUCCUGAUGUUGGCAGCUGUUGAACGGAGCUUCUCUGCGAAGGAGAUCAUUAAAAAGGGGAAGAGCAAUCGACAAAAACAAUUUCAAAUUGCAGCAGUUUUUGCUUUCCUGUGUGCUGUGGUAGCAGGAUGCUUACCACUUUUUUAUAAAGCGGAGUACUCAGCAUCACCCCUUUGCUUGCCCUUCCCCACUGGAGAAACGCCUUCGUUAGGUUUCACAGUAACUUUAGUGCUCCUGAAUUCAUUAGCAUUUUUGCUAAUGGCUAUUAUCUACACUAAACUGUAUUGCAACUUGGAAAAAGAGGACCUCUCGGAAAACUCACAGUCCAGCAUGAUUAAGCAUGUCGCUUGGCUGAUCUUCACGAACUGCAUCUUCUUCUGCCCUGUUGCGUUCUUCUCAUUUGCACCGUUGAUCACUGCGAUUUCUAUCAGCCCUGAAAUCAUGAAGUCUGUUACCUUGAUAUUUUUCCCAUUACCUGCUUGCCUGAAUCCGGUUCUGUACGUCUUCUUCAACCCAAAGUUCAAGGAAGACUGGAAGCUGCUCAGGCGCCAUAUGACCAGGAAGAACGGAGCGGUAGCUAUCGCCGUCAACGCUCAAGGGGGCUGCGUGACGCAGGAUUUCUACUAUGACUGUGGGGUCUAUACCCAUUUGCAGGGUAACAUCACCAUGUGUGAAUGUUGCGAAUCACUCCUUUUAUCCAAGCCUGUGCCCUGUAAACAUUUAAUCAAAUCACACAGCUGCCCCGCACUGGCAGUGGUGCCUUGCCAAAGGCCGGAUGGCUACUGGUCGGACUGCGGCACCCAGUCAGCCCACUCUGACUACGCGGACGAGGAUGACUCUUUCGUGUCAGACAGCUCUGACCAGGUGCAGGCCUGCGGCCGUGCGUGUUUCUACCAAAGCCGAGGAUUCCCUUUGGUUCGUUAUGCCUACAACAUCCCGAGAAUUAAAGACUGAAAAGGCUUUUUGCCAUCAGCUGUUCUAAUAAAGAGGUAUGAUGCUUC
Molecule: messenger RNA, 2828 nt
Organism: Pterocles gutturalis (yellow-throated sandgrouse)
Lineage: Eukaryota; Metazoa; Chordata; Aves; Pterocliformes; Pteroclidae
Gene: LGR4
Product: leucine-rich repeat containing G protein-coupled receptor 4
Exons: 17
Coding region: 1-2781 (926 amino acids)
Biological process (GO): G protein-coupled receptor signaling pathway
Cellular component (GO): membrane
Molecular function (GO): protein-hormone receptor activity; G protein-coupled receptor activity; protein binding
Source: RefSeq, a predicted model, not a curated record